Amphibalanus amphitrite is the source of this 3265-nucleotide messenger RNA. Its product is annotated as protein lines-like. Lineage: Eukaryota; Metazoa; Arthropoda; Thecostraca; Balanomorpha; Balanidae. Bases 295 to 2037 code for a protein of 580 amino acids. The transcript is spliced from 3 exons. The record is from RefSeq and is a predicted model, not a curated record.
GCUAUGUUGUGAAUAUAUGCUGGUGAGCGUGGUAGUUAAGUCGUUUUAAAAGGUAAAUCAUACAAUAUACAGGCUGUGCGCAGCCAGCUAUGCAUUUACAGUAGUUUGUAACCGAUCUCUGUCAAGUCUAAAAGUUACUCGGUACUUCUAACCCAGAGCUCACUUUGGACAACUGGGGACCAAAUGAUCACUGUACAAGAAAGACAUGGCGCGUAAGCGCUGUGAGCUCCUGCUGCUGCUGUUUUAUACAUCAGGCUGCUGCCGACUGGCCGGUGAACGGCCGCCGGCACCGACAUGACCGAGAGUCGACUGGACGUGGGCGGCGGCGGGCCGGCCGCCAAACGGCCGCGACUCGCCAGCCCCGGCCCGACUCCGCGGCUCGACGACCCGCUGGCGGCGCUGCACGAGCGCGCCCAGCUGGGCUGCCUGUGCCCGCUGCCGGCCGCGCAGCUGACGGCUCUGACGGCGCAGCUGUCGGCCGCCGACAGCCGUCGGCAGCUGCUGGCGCUCAGCACGCUGCAGCUGCUGCAGGAAGCGGCGCUGCAGCAGCUGCGGCUGGGCAGUAUGUGCCGGCAGCUGCAGCGCGCCGUCUGCGCCCAGCGGCAGGCGGACGGACGGCUGCUGGAGGCGCUGCUGGCCCUGCUCGCCUCGGGCACGGCACUACUCAGCUGCGGCGCCGGCCGCUGUCUGACGCUGGCCGCUCUCCUGCUGCCGCCCGGCCGCGCUCAGAGACUGCUCGAGGCCCUGGUGGCCGCCGUGCUCGAGUCGGAGCGGCAGCUCGAGGUGUGUCAUGCGCUGAACGCGCUGCAGCGGCUAAUCGAGCAGCAUGAUCCGCCCGAGUCGGCGGCCGGCGGCGCCCGCCCGCUGCCGGCCGGCUGCGCGGCCAUCAGCGUCGGUCCCGACCCGGAGACACUCUCCGAGAUUAAAUGUGCCAUCACGGCGCUGCUGGAGAACCGCUGGGUGCCGGUGACACAGCGCUUCUGCCGGCUGCUGACGCGGCCUGCACACGAGACUGAGGUGCUCGCCUUCCUCCGGCUCUGGACAACCAUCAUCUCCGUCAAGAACAACCUCAGUAUCGUGGAGACCAAGUCGUUCUACGGCCGGCUGGAGGGCUUGAUGAGCUCGCUCGGGGGCGAUGCCUCUCCCCACGUGUGGCGUGCCGUGCUGGAUCUUUACGCGGAGGUGCUCUGCUACGGCAGCACGAUUGCGCUGCAGGACUGUGUGGCUGAGGAGCCAGCCGGACUGGCUCAUGCGCUGUUACGACAAACGCGCGCUGGUCGUUUGCUAGAGGCGGUGCCUUACGAGCGCGGUGUGCGUGCGUUCGCGGGAAGCAGUAGCGGUAGCGCGGGCGGCAGCGGCGGCGACCGGCCGCUGAUGCAGAAAACUGUGCUGCUCGUGCUCAAGGCACUGGCGGUGACGGUGAAGGAGACGCGAUGUGAAAGCAGCAGCGAGGCGUCGGCACGCUCCGCCGGCGGCUCCGGAUCAGAGGAGCAGGACAUGGUGAUUAUAGAGCGUACGUUACGUGAGGUGGUGCGCCGGCUGGACGGCUGGGUGAAGGCGCGCCUGCCGUUCCACCCGGAGACGCCGAUGAGCGAGUGGGCCGUGGUGCUGCUUUGUGACCAGGACGAUUACCUGGUCGAGGCGAUGGUGUGCCUGCUGGACCUCUGCGCCGGCCUGGCCGAGCGGGCGCGCGUGCAGCCCGACUUUGAGCGCGCCAUCGAUGCGCACCGGAGCUUCGUGCAGUUUCUGGGCACCGUGCGCCGGGACCACGACCUAUUGCUCGAUUUUCUCAUCUCGAACGAGACAUGUUUCCUGCUCUACCUGCUGCGCUACCUCAAGUUCGUGCGGAAACAUUGGGCGAGAUUUCUGCGCGCGUGCGGCGCUAAGUUACAAGAGGUGAUGGGUGUGCUGAUUGGACUGCGCAUUUCGCUACAGCAGCUCGUGGCUCGUGAUCUGUUUCCGUACAACGUGACGCCGAUCCUGAAGCUGCUAGAGCGGUGUGAGCAGCUGUACGAACAUAAUCCGGCGGCCGGAUAGCGGUCGAACGGUGUCUGACGUCCCCCGAGUGCGUCCCGCAUCGGCGGGCACCCCCGUGCGCUCUCUUCUCCCGUCACCCGCGCAGCGCGUGGUCGCUCAUUGGCUCAACUGGUUAUUUAUGGUCGGGGCGCACUGCGCCCGUGCGGCGGCCCGGCCGGCUCGGGUUGGGUCUGACGGGCGGCCCGGCCGGCUCGGGUUGGGUCUGACGCCGGCCCGGCCGGCUCGGGUUGGGUCUGACGCCGGCCCGGCCGGCUCGGGUUGGGUCUGACGCCGGCCCAGCCGGCUCGGGUUGGGUCUGACGCCGGCCCGGCCGGCUCGGGUUGGGUCUGACGGGCGGCCCGGCCGGCUCGGGUUGGGUCUGACGCCGGCCCGGCCGGCUCGGGUUGGGUCUGACGCCGGCCCGGCCGGCUCGGGUUGGGUCUGACGCCGGCCCGGCCGGCUCGGGUUGGGUCUGACGCCGGCCCGGCCGGCUCGGGUUGGGUCUGACGCCGGCCCGGCCGGCUCGGGUUGGGUCUGACGGGCGGCCCGGCCGGCUCGGGUUGGGUCUGACGCCGGCCGGGGCUCGCACUCGCGGUCCGCCCACCGCCGCCCAUCCCCCACUGCCGCUCUAAUGACGCCAUGUGGACACACAUGAAUCUACGGCCGUUUUCGGCGAGACGGCGCUGAUGUUUUUAAUGCAAUCUCUUGAAUGUGUAUUGUGUAAUAGGUUGGUAAGCCAUUUCGCAGUGUGGAGUAAGGCGUAUGUGAAGGGAGAUAGCCACAAAGGUAUCGAUUCCAUCCGACAUUUUAUGUCGCAGCAUUUCUUAAAGGCAACUUGAAAGACCUGUAAGGUAAGGGACGAUGGGAACAAAUGACGUUUCGGUGCCAACUACCGUUAGUUCUCUGUAAAUUUGUCAAAUGUCCAUGUACGCUUUACGUUCGUUCCUACCCAGCUGGAAAUCCAGCACAUGACUGGAAUUGUUUGUGAACAUCCUAAAUGUGUCUAUUUUUAAAUUGGACCCAUGCUCGUAUAUAGUUGGUAGAUGUUCACCUUUUUGUUUGUGGAGCGCAAGAUGACAUUUGUACUAGGUUCGUGUUGCAAUGUUUUGUAAGUGGAUCAAGGAUCCUGCAUUGAUGUUUGUCUCUGAGACGCAAUCAUAUUUUUCUUACAUGAAUACUGUGCACUUCGUCACGCGUCGAAAGCGUAUUCCAUCGAGAUCAAACGUGUGAAUACACUACAAACCAUAAA